AUGAGUGUCAAACUUCGAGUGUUGUUUGUUUUCGUGAUAACGGUUGCUCAAUUUUCGAGAAUCUACGGAUUGGACGCAAUCUGUGAAAGAAUAGAUUUCAAUGAUUUUCCCCAAACCAAAAUUCGUGAGUGUUCCGGAACUGUACGGCAACAAUUUUCGGUAGUUCCGUAUGCAAACUCUGUCGUGUUCCAACCUUACCGUCCGGGUGUCCUGUAUUAUCUGAGCAGCGUUUCACCAGGCGUCAGUUGCUGCGAAACGGUCGAAAGCUUUUACAUGCAUGAAUUCACCGAGAUUCGCUUGAUUUUUCAACUCCUGUUCUACUCGGCCUCAUCGCUCACGCUCAGUAUAUUGGAUAUGGACGACCUUGAAGGUACCCUUCCGGCAACAGUCCAACGCUGGACUUCUUCGUCAGUCACUGCAGGAUGGAGCAUGUUUGUUGGGAAAGUUGAACGGGAAAUCAAACGGGCAAAGUUACAGAUCGAAUGUGACAUGAGCGCUGAUGCCAAUGUGGCGAUUGAAUACGUGACUGUGUUCAAUUCGUUAGUGGAAGAACAGUUCUGCAAGGAUUUGGAUGAGUAUUACACCUCGACGACGGCGACAUCAGCGCCAACUACGACCACAACAUCCACGUCGAGGCCAACCACGACUACAACCACGACGGCGAGGCCAAGCACAACUACAAUUCGGACAACGCCUGCUACUACAAGCACAACAGUCAGCACCACUACCAGCACAUCAACGCCAACAACAACAACAACUGUUUCACAAUCUUCUGCAUUUCCUGUGACAACCACGACAACCGAAUUACCAGUGGACCCAACAAGCAGCUCGACGGAACAGGUCGAACCUACGACCCUUCCGUUGAUGAAAUCUCGAGCCAAUGCCGCCUGGAUAGCCUUGAGCGGGGUCUUCGUCACCUUGUUCAUUCUUUCGACGGCCUGCGGUGCUUAUCUAUACUUCAGUGGUCGUCAAAUCAAUCGAUUGAUCGCCGAACAAUUUCCCGUAAAACCGAUUAAAAACAUCAAUCAUCACGCCAACAACUACCAUCCGACUCCGCUAGAUAACACGAUUCACCGGAAACUCCAGGAGCAGCUAAAAAAUCGCUUACAACAACAACAACAGCACAGUCUCGCCGUUGGUGCUGACGAUUACGGUGAUGGUUUAUUCUGCAGGAACGACAGUCCGGGCUCAGUGCCGCACAAAUAUCCGAGCACUUCGAAUGUCAACCUGAAGCGGGACGAGAUUCACUUUCGAGAUGAUAUUAGUAAAGCCAAGCACAAAAGUCGGUUGAAUAAACUCUAGUAGAAGUGAGAGUCGUG
Malaya genurostris is the source of this 1319-nucleotide messenger RNA. RefSeq lists its product as uncharacterized. NCBI's taxonomy places the organism in Eukaryota, Metazoa, Arthropoda, Insecta, Diptera, Culicidae. The transcript has a single exon. The record is from RefSeq and is a predicted model, not a curated record. Bases 1 to 1302 code for a protein of 433 amino acids.